CAGAAUCAACUCGUUUUUAUUCGGAAUAAUCCGCGGUUCUAUGCAUGUCAUUUUUUUUUAUCAACCGUUGGCAAGGAAAACAGAUGGGGGUUUAAAGAGAGGAUCUUUGAUUACAUCUCACAUUUUGUAUUUUCUUCGAAUCGGAUAGUCCUCAUUUGAAGAGGUAAAGUGAUUCAAAUAUGAAAACAACAAGUGCAUCCAUUCUAUGGCUGGACAUUGAAUCUAUGUGUGACCACUGAACCGGCCCAUGAAGAUUGAAUGAGCAUGUUUGGCACGGCGGCUGUGGCUCUGAAUCCUCACAUUGUAACAGCGCGUUACGCACUCGGCCUCCCCUGGACGCACUUAUAGCGCACAGGAUCGACUCUGCUCUUCUCUCGAGACUGACGGUGUCGUAGCCUACUAUUUUGCCCACCAUGGUGGAACACAGUGGCCUGGAUAUCAUGUGUUUGAACAAGUAUUGCAACAGCUCGUCCUCGUCGUCCAGCUCCGAGCACGAGAAGAAGACAUUCACCAAGAUCAAGCUCAACUUGUCGGCGGACUAUCCGAGGAAGAGCUCGGAGAUCCUCAGUGGCCAAUAUGGCACCAACGUGCUACUGAUCGGGUUGGCGCUGAUGCUGGCCAUUGCCCACCAUGGACCCUCUGUUACGGAGGAGAACCUGUUGUCGUUCAUCACCUGCCUUAUGAUCAUCCAGUUGAUGUGGAUGAUGUGGUACAUCUGGAUUAGGGACAGGAAGAGUGAGCUCCAGACGGAGAAAGAUGUGCACGCCACGACCUGCUGGAUAAGAGGUGGUUUGACUCUUCUUGCACUGCUAUCAUUGAUCCUGGACGCGUUCCGUAUUGGUCAUUACGUGGGCUUCAAUUCCUGUGUGUCGCAUGUGCUUGGAGUCUACCCUGUUGUCCAUGCAACCCACACAAUAGCACAGGUGCAUUUUCUAUGGUUUCACAUCAAGGAUGUCAUCAAGAACUUUGAAACAUUUGAGAGAUUCGGUGUAAUCCACGCCGUAUUCACCAACCUGCUCCUGUGGUGCAACGGAGUGAUGUCAGAAGCGGAACACUUCCUGGACAACCACAAGAGAAGACUGUAUGCACAAGGCUAUGGAAACCUCACCAUAGUUCACUCAGAGCCUGACUGUAACUGCACCACCAGCGCUUGCUCCAUGUUCUCCAACAGCCUCUACUAUCUGUAUCCCUUCAACAUCGAGUAUCACAUCUUUGUCUCCGCCAUGCUCUAUGUCAUGUGGAAGAACAUCGGAAGGGUGAUCGACCUCACCUCCAACCGCAAGCGGUCGGCUACCAAGAACCAGGGUCUGAUCCUCGGCCCCAUCUUGGGUCUGGUGGCCUUGGCCAGCACCAUCGGAGUGCUGGUGGUCUACGUGAUCCACGUGGAGGAAUCCCUGCAGAUGCGCCAGUCAGCCAUCUCCAUGUUCUACUGUUACGGUAUAAUCAUGCUAGUUUUCAUGUGCUCAGCCGGAGCCUCUGGUCUGCUCAUCUACCGCACUGACCACAUGCCGACCGACACCUCUGAGAACCCAUCCAGGCAGCUUGACACGGAGCUCCUGUUUGGCUCCUCUGUGGGCUCCUGGCUGAUGUCCUGGUGCAGUGUGGUGGCGGUGCUGGGCUCUACCAGCAGCCCGCCGUACCGGUGGACUAACCUCAUCUACUCUCUCUUCAUCAUCCUGGAGAAGUGCGUCCAGAACCUGUUCAUCAUCGAAUCCUUGUACCGCCAUCGAGAUGACAGGGAGGAUCCCGAUCUGCCAGCCACGCCCAAGAUCUUCUCCGUGACCUCAUCCCUCGCCCCCCCGUAUAACGGCAUCCUCAACAGAGCCUACGAGACGCCAGAAAGGGACUGUGCGACCAUGGACAGUGAGCAGGUGGAAAGUGGACAGGUGUACAGAAGUCCUAGGAAGCCUUCCAAGGUGCCCCUGACCGAGGGGACAGUGGGGGAGCCGCCGUGCACCAAGAGGCAGAUCCUGAAGAACAUUGCUAUAUUCCUUCUGAUGUGCAAUAUCUCGCUGUGGAUCCUUCCCGCCUUUGGCUGCCGGCCACAGUACGACAACGGACUGGAGCAGGAGGCCUUCGGCUUCAGUAUAUGGACCACAGUUCUCAAUUUCGCCGUACCCAUGAACCUUUUCUACCGCAUGCACUCAGUGGCUUCCCUCUUUGAGGUGUUCCGCAGGGCUUGAUGGAUCCCAUUGGGCACUGACAAUGAUGGACCGCAUGCACCGAACAUCCCGCCACCUGCGGGAAAGCAGAAAGAAGCUCCUCACAGCACUGGUCCACGGCUGUGGCGGCGCUCCGAGGGCAUUACUGAACGGGUGUGACAGAAAGCCAUGGGGAGUCACAGCAUACACACCCCUCCGUGGAGGGGUUUGAUAGGCCAAUCAAUCGUUAUUAGCAAUGUGUUUUCUAAAGAAUUACCUUGGGUUCACGACGAAACGAUACGAGGAACUGGAUUGACAAAACAACCCUUUGGUGUGUCCUAGUCAAAGAAAACCCUUCCAAACAUUUGCACUCAAUGGCUUUUGUCCAGCAAACAGGUGCCACAUGAAUGAUGCACACAUGACACGUCAGCCAUUGUUUCUCUAAAGGGGGCAGCAUGGCUAUGCUGGAACUAGUCCACCAAACAGUCCACUGAGACACCUCUGAGUUCCACUUCUCUGAAUAGAGACGUGUGCUGUACUUUGUGAAGUAAAUCAUGCAGCGAAACAUAUGUUAAUUUCUUUCACUUAUUUUCUUUGCAUUUUUAAUUUGUUAAAAAAUGUGCAUAUUCUAAAUGGAUAAUGUUCUCAUCUGUUGCCAGCAUAUUAACCAAGGUACUCUCAAGUAAUCGAAUGCUACUACUACACUAUAGAUCUUGCUAUGCACUCUCUUUGUUAUAUUCAUAAUGAGUUGGAUAAUCGUUCUCAGACCUGUACUUAUGGAGUAUGGACUUCUCAAGUGAUUACAUGUUGCCAAAAUUGCCACGGUCUUUUAUUUUCUAUUUUUUAUCUCCUAUUGCGCCUGAUAAAUUUUUUUCCCUUUGCUCAGAAAGACCCCGGUCUAACUGCCCUAAAGGUUCCCUUCUCCAUGUGGCAUACUGAUAAUACUAAUUUAGUCAAUGGGGAAUUAAUCAUUUAAUAGGUGUAUGACGUACGGUGUCUAAUAGACUGUAAGACUGUAAUCAAUUUGCUUCAUUACCCUUAAUUAAUUAUGAGAACUAAUUGAACGGCAGAUUAGGAGGGUUAAUAGACUGUUCAUCAAAGCAAUGGCUUUGUGUGCGCACAUUACUGAAAAGAUUGUUGAUGACUCCCAGUCCUCAGACAAAUGGCACUUUGUCAGUUUACAUCUCAAACAUACAAUUCGAUAAAUGGGUCCUAUUCUGUGAACAUAAAAUAAAUUUUGUAACAAUAGUUGCAUAGUUGUACUAUACAAUUGUAUUUUGAUUCAAUGUGUUUUUAUAAGUUAAUUUGAUAUUAUUACAUUUCUCAACCAGGUGCUAUUUACUUUUUUUUAUCUUUCCAGUAUUUGCCAACUUGUGGUGAAUGCUUUUGUUAGUUACUCAAUGCGAUAGUAUAACAUUUAUGUAUAUACUGCAAUACAGAUCAAAAAUCAUAAUUAAAACACUGUGACAA
Molecule: messenger RNA, 3611 nt
Organism: Gadus morhua (Atlantic cod)
Lineage: Eukaryota; Metazoa; Chordata; Actinopteri; Gadiformes; Gadidae
Gene: otop1
Product: otopetrin 1
Exons: 6
Coding region: 414-2183 (589 amino acids)
Biological process (GO): inner ear morphogenesis; proton transmembrane transport
Cellular component (GO): membrane
Molecular function (GO): proton channel activity
Source: RefSeq, a predicted model, not a curated record